Messenger RNA from Neltuma alba, 1541 nucleotides. Its product is annotated as glutelin type-D 1-like. Gene Ontology annotation, molecular function: nutrient reservoir activity. Bases 75 to 1145 code for a protein of 356 amino acids. The record is from RefSeq and is a predicted model, not a curated record. NCBI's taxonomy places the organism in Eukaryota, Viridiplantae, Streptophyta, Magnoliopsida, Fabales, Fabaceae. The transcript has 3 exons.
UUUGCGAUCCUUCUCUGAUCUGAGUCAGAGUUGUUGAAUUUAGGGUUUUUAGUAGUAAUCGAGAGAGAAGAGAGAUGGCGAUGGAUCUGAGCCCACAAUUGGCGAAACAAGUAUACGGAGGUAAUGGAGGGUCGUACUAUGAGUGGUGCCCCUCUGAGCUUGGCAUGUUAAGGCAUGGCAACAUCGGUGCGGCCAAACUCGCCGUCGAGAAGGACGGCUUUGCACUUCCGAGCUACUCCGACUCCUCUAAGGUUGCCUACGUUCUUCAAGGAAACGGGGUUGCCGGAAUUGUGCUUCCUGAAUCAGAAGAGAAGGUUGUUGCCAUUAAGAAGGGCGAUGCCAUAGCACUCCCUUUUGGUGUUGUGACAUGGUGGCACAACAAAAACGACGCCGAAUUGGUUAUUCUUUUCCUGGGCGAGACUUCGAAAGCUCACAAGGCCGGUCAAUUCACCAACUUCUUCUUCACGGGUUCUGAUGGAAUCUUCAGUGGUUUUUCCACUGAGUUUGUGGGCCGAGCUUGGGACUUGGACGAAAAGGACGUCAAGUCUAUUGUUGGAAACCAAUCAGGCAAAGGCAUUGUGAAGCUUGAUGGCAACAUUAAGCUUCCCGAGCCAAAGCAGGAUCAUCGUAAUGGUAUGGUACUGAACUGUCUAGAGGCUCCAUUGGACGUUGACAUUAAAGGAGGUGGAAGGGUUGUGGUUUUGAACACGAAGAAUCUUCCAUUGGUUGGUGAGGUUGGGCUUGGUGCUGAUCUGGUUAGGUUGGAUGGAAGUGCCAUGUGCUCUCCUGGGUUUUCUUGUGACUCUGCCUUACAGGUCACUUAUAUUGUCAGAGGAAGUGGUAGGGUUCAGGUUGUUGGUCCCAAUGGUGAGAGAGUGUUGGAGACAACCAUAAAAGAAGGUUUUCUGUUAAUCGUACCCAGGUUCUAUGUGGUCUCAAAGAUAGCUGAUCUUGAUGGAAUGGAAUGGUUCUCUAUCAUCACCACCCCCAAUCCUAUUUUUACCCAUUUGGCUGGAAGUUCUUCGGUGUGGAAAGCCCUGUCUCCUGCGGUUUUACAAGCUGCUUUUAAUGUGGGCUCAGGACUUGAACAGCUCUUCCGUUCGAAGAGGACUAAUGACGCCAUCUUCUUUCCCCCACCAAAGUAGAUAAAUGACAUGACUAUAACCUUCAAGACAAGAGGAAGUCUUUGUAUUCUCUUUUUGACAGCAUUAUUUAGAUUUUGCGCUUGACUUGAGUUUUGUCUUUUAUGUUUUGAAGUUAAAGGAGGUGUUUGAACCAUAUACAUUACUGGUUUUAACAUAUCCCAAGGCCUCGAUGUACUUCUCCCGCGAAGGUACUCCAUGCUCCAUCCCCACAAAAACGCCCCAUGCCCUUUAUCAAGUACCGAAUCCUUCAUGGAAGACAAUUUUAUUUUAUCAAUUUCCUAAAUCAACUUCAUAGAUAUUGCAAAUAUACUGAUUUAUUUGUAAACCAUCCAUUACGAAGUAGAGCAUUAUGUUUAUUCUUAUGCUUUUAUUUUUAUAAAAUUCGUUAUCAUAUGA